AUGUCUUCGAGCUCGCUUCCUACUAUCAAUGGUCAUGCUACGCCAACUUUUGAUAUUUUCUCGUCACUUCGAUAUGACCCAGAGCUUCUAAAACUAGCCUCGCAGCACCCAGAGCAUUUUCCCGAACCUCUGAACUCGCCCUACUACCUUCUAGCACAUCACCAAGACCGUCUCAUAAACGCCGCUCGGUAUUUUGAAUGGAAACUAGCGUUCGAGGAAGGGCCAGCUUGGAUGAAUGGAGAUUUGAACAGCCUUCAGGAAUUCCUAGACUCUAGAAUUCCAGAUCGACACCGACCGUGGCGCUUGAAGCUCGUGGUACACCGCAGUGGACAUGUCUGGUGCGAGAUAGCAGAGGCUGGACCUAUUGAUCCCCUCAACUUCAUGAUCCCAGGCUCCGGUCCUAGAUCCGAUCCUUCUCCCUGGCGUGUCUAUCUGGAUUCUAAGGCUACGUUCCCAUCUGGGUUUACGGCGCAUAAGACCACUGCCCGAGAUGACUAUACGGAUGCUCGGCUAAGAAGUGGCAUUACUACCGCCACCCAAACGGACGAAGUUCUCAUUGUAAACAAUAACGGCGAAGUCAUGGAAGGCAGCAUUACUACGCCGUAUUUUCGCCAGCGCGGAGGUUCCAGCUGGAUAACCCCGCCUUUGAAGUGCGGGGGUAAUGCGGGCACGACCAGACGAUAUGCAUUAGCGCAAGGUUUCUGUACUGAGCAGGUGAUCACUGCCUCGGAACUUGUGGAUGGGGAAGAGUGCUGGCUCAGCAAUGGCGUUCGAGGUUUCAUUCGAGGCGUGGUUGUUCUGAAAUGA
Messenger RNA from Penicillium angulare, 807 nucleotides. RefSeq lists its product as uncharacterized. NCBI's taxonomy places the organism in Eukaryota, Fungi, Ascomycota, Eurotiomycetes, Eurotiales, Aspergillaceae. The transcript has a single exon. The record is from RefSeq and is a predicted model, not a curated record. The coding region runs from base 1 to 807 and encodes 268 amino acids. Gene Ontology annotation, molecular function: catalytic activity.